This is a messenger RNA of Cyprinus carpio (common carp), 3361 nucleotides long. RefSeq names its product MAP7 domain-containing protein 1-like. The transcript is spliced from 18 exons. Gene Ontology annotation, biological process: microtubule cytoskeleton organization. NCBI's taxonomy places the organism in Eukaryota, Metazoa, Chordata, Actinopteri, Cypriniformes, Cyprinidae. The record is from RefSeq and is a predicted model, not a curated record. Gene Ontology annotation, cellular component: microtubule cytoskeleton.
AGCCGCUGUAUUCAGCUCGCGGCUGCUGUGAGGUGGGCAGGGCCCCGGACCUGGGCCCCCCUCUUUCUCUAUCUUUAGUUUUCACAGCUGAGAUCACACAUUUCAGUGGGAAUAACGAACUUAAUCAAUCAUCGAUCGUAUUACUCUAUUAACUGAGCGCAACUCUUUGUUAUUGACCAGAUUUAAAGGGCCACUGAUUCGGGUGUGUUCAUAACUGGGAGUUCCUCUUUUUUACGCGUCUCUUUUGGACCCUGUAAUGGAAUGACUGACCGCAAACUAUGAACAAAAUGGAGAACAAGGCUCUAGAGAGCAGCUUUGAAGAAAAACUUACGAUGUCAGACAAAGUUCUCACAUCUCCUCCAGGGACGAGCGACACGCUUCAGAAAGGGAUUGAGUUGGACAGUGAGAUCCUGAAAGCUGAUGACACAACGGUCACAGACUCCUCCCUCAUAACAGACCCUCCCUCAAAAACAGAACCAAUCAAAUCUGACCCGAGACCCAGCACCCCUGGAUCCAACCCCAUCCCACCGACAACAAAAGAUGGAAUGAGUACAGAGCAACGGCAGAAACAAGCCAAAAAGCGGCGAGAGGAACGGGCCAAAUAUUUGGAACAGCGAACCCAGGAGCAAGCGGCCAAGAAGGCUCAGUGGUUGGAGAAGGAGGAGAAGGCACGGCGUUUGCGCGAGAGCCAGUUGGAGGAGCGCAGAAGGAAGUUAGAGGAACAGCGACUGAAGGCGGAGAAACGAAGAGCUCUACUGGAGGAAAAACAGAGACAGAAACUAGAAAAGAACAAGGAAAGGUAUGAAUCUGCCAUAAAGAGGCCGACCAAAAAAACGUGGGCUGAGAUCCGUCAGCAGAGGUGGUCUUGGGCCGGUGGCUUGAACCAGACCUCCCGCCGAGAGAGCAGAUGCUCGGCCUCCACGGUCAACCUGCCACGGCAGACGGAGCCUGUGAUUAACAAAAGGCUGUCCAAGUCCUCGGCCACGCUCUGGAACUCGCCCUGCAGAACCCGCAGCUUGCGUCUGAGCCCGUGGGAGAGCCGUAUCGUGGAGAGGUUGAUGACACCCACCCUUUCCUUUCUGGCUCGCAGCCGGAGCGUCGCCACCCUCCAGAACAACAGCGACCCCCAUCAGUGUUCCCGCUCUGCGUCCGUAUCUCCUCUGACGCCCUGCUCCCAUCAUCAUCCUCACCAGCACAGCGCUGAACGCUGGAGGGUCUCGGCCAGCACACCUGACAUCACACAACGCCAGCAGAGACGCAACUCUACGCCGUUUGAGAAGAAGAAGAAAGAAAAGAAAGACAAGGAACGAGAGAACGAAAAGGAGAAGAGCGCUCUAUCUAAAGAAAAAGUGGUGAAGAAGAGACAGUCCCAAUCCAUAACCAGAACGAAAACAGAAGCCAGCCCAAAUAUCAGAGCUAAAAACAGAGCUUCUUCACCUGCAACACCCAGGAGUCGCCCCCUCUCCCCCAAUCCAGCCGUGUCCCCCAAACCACCCUCAUCUGCGGGCCGGACUCCUCCUGGCACCAAGACACGGCCUAAACGGGCACAGACUCCCGCCCGCGUGCAGGCCCCCGCCGUUGCUGCUGUCGCCGUGGAAACCAAGGAGCCCCGUCAAGCUGACCCUCAUAAGGACACAAAGACUACUCCCAGUGUUCCUGACAUCACCGUCUCGUCUGCUCCGGCCACGCCCCUUACUCCCUCUGCACCAAUCACAGCAGCUCCUCAGACACCAGAGGUGGCCAAUGCAGCAGCCACACCUUCCCAAUCGCUCUCUCCUGAGCCCGGCCCUCCGGUCGCCAAGCCCACGGCUGGGACCAAUGAUCCCGAGGAAGCUGCCCGCGUGCUGGCGGAGAAGAGACGUCAGGCCCGUGAGCAGAGAGAGAGGGAGGAGCAGGAGAGACGAGAGCAGGAGCAGAAGAGCAGAGCACUGCGUGAGGAGCACGCCAGACGUGAGGAGGAGGAGAGGAGGCGCAGGGAAGAGGAGGCACGCUUCAUGGCAGAGCAACAGCGUCUGCAGGAGGAGAAGGAGGCGCAGGAGAGAGCACAAGCCGAGCAGGAGGAAAACCUGCGUCUGCAGAAACAGCGAGAGGAGGCCGAAACCAAAGCCCGAGAGGAAGCAGAGAGACAGAGGAUAGAGAGAUGGAAUCUAAGCAUACCAAGCAUACAUGUAGAAACAUUGAAGAGAUAUAUUUUUAUGUAUGUGUAUGAAAAUGCUUUUACUGAAGAAGAAAAAAAAAAACACAUGAAGAGUUCAUCUUUGUGUUCAUCUUUCUAGCGUCUGGAAGAAAUCAUGAAAAGGACUCGUAAGAGUGACGCAGGGGGACAGAAAGACGUUAAGGCUCCAGCUCAAGUGAACGGCAGAGUCUCUGACAGUGUAAUCCAGAAAAAUCAGUCAGAAACUCUGCAUAGUGGUGCAACAAAUUUUAACCAAUCACAAGGAGACAUGAAAAUGAGCUCUGUGUCCUGGGACGCGGCACCCGUCGUUAACGGCAUCCAGCCCGCUAAGCAUCAGAAUGGAAUGUCCUCCAAUGGAGAGGCAGCAGACUUUGAGGAGAUCAUCAAGCUGUCCAAUCACAGUGGCAGUGGAAACAGUGGGCAGGGCCAACCUGCUGACCCAGUCAUGGCCUUUGAGGGAGGGGAACCUUUCAUGAUGAAGGCGGGGCCUAUGAAACCACAACAUGUGGCAGAGGUCCUGUGAGCGAGCAGAGCCUUCUGUAAGAGAAGAGAAGAGAAGAGAAGAGAAGAGAAGAGAAGAGAAGAGAAGAGAAGAGAAGAGAAGAGAAGAGAAGAGAAGAGAAGAGAAGAGAAGAGAAGAGAAGAGAAGAGAAGAGAAGAGAAGAGAAGCCUUACGCUACCACUGCUUCCACCCCAACGUGUGCCAAACUGACAAACAGACUGCUUUAACUUUAGAAACACAGCAAGACAGAAACCGCCGAUUUCUGUGGAAGCACUUUGAGGAAGCGACAGAAGUGGAGAAGAACCUUAAAAAGACACUUAUAUACAUAUAAGACGUUUGCAAAAAGUCUCUGUCUAUUUCACUGUGUGUCAUGGUGCAAAAUUGUUGCUUUUCUUUUAAAAAGUCACGUGCCGAUUAUGUGGUGCACCUUAAAAGAGUCACUAUAUGAUGAAUUACAUGAAAUACAACUUGGAAAUACACAAUGUUCGGCUAUCAUUAUGAUAUUAAUUAUUAUUGAUGUUGUUGUUAUGAUGUAUUGUUACUGUUCUUUUAAGUAGAAAAACGUGCGUCUUGAAUUAUUGCGUUAUUUAACGUGUGGAGCAUCAGAAGGGGGUGAUAUUCUAUAUGUUAAUGUAAAUUUGCCUGAUUAUGACGGACCUGUGGAAUAAAUCUUUAUGAAAGGG